ACGAGUGGAACUGGUAUUGAUAUUUUGGAUGUCGUCUGAAGCGAAGCAGUACAAGAAGGUCGGCAGUUUUCGGCGCAGUUUGGAGCUAUAAACUGGCUUAUUCUAUCAAUUUGUAAACCUGGCGCCUUCGUAGCAAGUCUGGCCUCGUCCUCGGACUCCGACAACGGUGGACUGUCUCCACCACCGAGGAAAAAGCUCUGUCUUGCAGCGGCUGCUGCCAUGCAGUCCAAUGGCUCCCCGACCCACAAUGGAGACGCUCAGACAAGCAGUUCCGCUCAAAAUGGUGCUGAGCCGGAGCCCUCGGCCUCCUCGAGUAACGGAGUGGAGGUGACACAGGUUGCCGAGGGCUUGGAGAAGGCCAAGGUAGUGCUCUCCAGGUCCGACGAGGACAUAGUGCGGCUGAUCGGGCAGCAUCUGAACGGCCUCGGUCUCCACCGGACUGCUGAGCUUUUGAUGGCCGAGUCAGGAUGUCGUCUGGAGCAUCCAUCGGCGGCCAAGUUCCGCGAACUGGUCAUGGCAGGGGAGUGGGAACAGGCCGAGGAGGUCCUUUCUGAGCUGAAGUCUUUGCUGGACAAGCCCCAAGCUGCUCUGAAGAUGAAGUUCCUGUUGCUAGAGCAGAAGUACCUGGAGUACCUGGAGGACGGGCAGGUGAUCGAGGCACUCUAUUGUCUGAGGAACGAGCUGACGCCGCUCAAGUUCAACACCGAACGGGUCCACCAACUCAGCGGGUACAUCAUGUGCAGUACUGCAGAAGAAUUGAGAGAGCGUGCAGAGUGGGAGGGGAAGGGACCCAAGUCCAGGGCCAAACUCAUGGAGAAGCUGCAAGCUUACAUGCCCCCGUCUGUGAUGCUACCGCCGCGCCGGCUGCAGACCUUGCUGUCCCAGGCCAUUGAGCUUCAGAAGGAGCGAUGUCCCUACCACAACACUAAGAACGAAGACUCCUUACAAAACAUGUCCUUAUUACUAGACCAUGUAUGCAGUAGGAAACAGUUCCCUUGCCGGACAAGACAAAUUCUAAGUGAACACUGCGAUGAAGUGUGGUUCUGCAAAUUUUCCAAUGACGGCACAAAGCUAGCUACAGGUUCCAAAGACUCCACACUCAACGUAUAUGAAGUAAAUCAGAUAACCCAAGAAGCAAAGCUGCUACGAACGUUUGAGGGCCACCAGUACGGCGUGUCCUACCUGUCAUGGAGCCCCGAUGAUGUAUACCUCAUAGCCUGCGGACCCGAGGAGUGCUCUGAGUUGUGGGUCUGGAACGUCCAGACGGGGGAGUUGAGAGUAAAAGUGAGCCAGUCCCCAGAAGACAGCCUGACAUCUGCAGCCUGGAAUAUUGACUGCAAGAGGUUUGUCUGUGGGGGAACUCGAGGACAGUUCUACCAGUGUGACCUGGAUGGGAAUGUGAUGGACUCCUGGGAAGGGGUCAGAGUGCAGUGCCUCCAGUACAAGAAGGAUGGGAAGACAGUCUUAGCCUCCGACACGCACCAUAGGAUUAGGGGGUACAACUUCGAGGAACUUUCAGACCAUAAUUUAGAUCCCAUGGCUCAAGACCCUUGGAUAGUGGACAAUAAAAUAGUGGAAGAUCACCCGAUCAUGUCCUUCAGUGUAGAUGACUCGGGGCGGUUAGCACUUCUGAAUGUAGCUACUCAGGGCGUCCACCUGUGGGACCUGCAGGACAAGGUUCUGGUGAGGAAGUACCAGGGCGUCACACAGGGCUUCUACACCAUCCACUCCUGCUUUGGUGGUGUCAACCAAGACUUUGUGGCCAGUGGGAGCGAAGACAACAAGGUUUAUGUGUGGCACCUGAAGCGGGAGCUGCCCAUCGCAGUGCUGGCCGGCCACACGCGGACCGUCAACUGCGUGACGUGGAAUCCCCAGAUCCCCGGGAUGCUGGCCUCCGCGUCCGACGAUGGCACCGUCAGGCUCUGGGGACCAGCGUCCGCCGAUGACGAAUCAGACGAUCUGCCCUGCCUGUCUCCCCUGGACGGCACAGUCAGGGUCUUGGAAAAAGACAAACCUGCGGCAGAAUCGGAUGACUCGACAGACACGGACGAUGAAGUAUAGCGGCUCCACCCUUGUUGCCUCAUUAUGUGUAGUUCCAUAGAAUAUUUUUCUUCAAUGUUCCAUAUGCUUCUUAAUCACAUUAUUUAGAUAUUGUUUAUGAAAUAUCAUUUUGUAUUUGACAUAGUUUACUUGAGCGAGGCUGCAAAUGCGAGGGCUCCCCUCGAGUUUGGAGUUUUUAAUGGCACUUUUCUGCAUGUCCAAAUGUUGGUAAUGGAGAGAGAGAGUUGUGGGUUGAUGAGUAUUGUAGGAUUGAUUGUGAAUGAAAGUAGGGUGAAUUUUUCCAAUGGACUAUUCUAGCCUAGCAAUAGAGAGCAAAGUUGGCAGCACACGGCAUGUAUGUGUACAUUUAUAAUGUAUAAUUGAUCACCAGCGUCUGGCAAUGAUACAUGUAUGUCAUUGUUAUUUUAUGCUGCUCAUUCCUACAGACAAUAGCAGACAUUACUCAGCUGUGACCUCGCUAGGCCUGUUGAGAGGAAGUUUCUAUGUCAGGAGAAAAAAUGACCCACUUAAGCCUUUUUAACUUGUAACCAUUCCCCUUUGAGUGGAGGAUGGAGAAAUAAUAAACCCCGUAAUACGCUUUCUUAGAUGGGAGGUUACAACAUGUUUGAAGCUGUUGGCUACUAGUAACAACAUGGAUGGUCCUCGAUCCUUAGAGAUUUUGUCCAAAUGCCAGACAGACUGCUAAAUGAAUUACACUAGUCUAAAUUUGGAACUACACAGGAGUUUUGUGUGCACAACAUGUAGGCAUAUUACCGACUAUAUUAAAUGCUGGGCUUCCAUUAUGAUAGCCUUGAAAUUGGAACAUGACUUUCUAAAGUGAAAGUACUGUAACCUGAAGGGACAGACAUUCCACUCUGCAGUGGCAACAAGUGUAACCUCAGUUGUUUUAUUAAUGCACAAGGUGCUUUUAAUAUAUGUAUCAACAGGCCUGGAUGGGGUUACAGCUUAGCUCAAUACAAUCAACAGCAUCGAAUAUUGUUGCAUCAUCACCUUUAGUUCCAGGAAAAUAAUACUGAUGCUACAGAUUUCUGCUAUAAGUUUUAUAAGCUGCUAACUUUUUUUUAGCAUAAUUCCCAUCUGCCUCACCAGACAAUGCCAAACAUUUCCUUUCCUCACUAGAAUGCUCUUUCUGCACUUCUUCAGUACUGCUGAAAGUUGGUCACAUAUAAUCACCCAGGGAAGGAAAUCAGGCUUCCAUGAAUAGCAAUCUUUAGUUAUUGAACCUGGUCGGGCUGUGGCAAGGUCCCGGCAGGAGGGCAUGACUCUACAUGUCAGCAAUAAACAAUCAGCAGUGCACAGUUAACCAACAACCAGGGCUGUUCUCGCUUCCUGCACAUUUCAGCACUGCCACAACAGAAACACAAGCACCGGGCGGUUUUGCAUGGGUCGAACCUGCUUUUGUAACAAUCCAGAUGUUCUUGUCCAGACAAGGUGUAUGUUAAAGAAUGAAAUAUUACCUGUAUGGUAUCUACA
Messenger RNA from Branchiostoma belcheri (Belcher's lancelet), 3534 nucleotides. RefSeq names its product WD repeat-containing protein 26-like. Bases 220 to 2061 code for a protein of 613 amino acids. Gene Ontology annotation, cellular component: GID complex. The transcript has 16 exons. Gene Ontology annotation, molecular function: protein binding. Gene Ontology annotation, biological process: proteasome-mediated ubiquitin-dependent protein catabolic process. The record is from RefSeq and is a predicted model, not a curated record. Lineage: Eukaryota; Metazoa; Chordata; Leptocardii; Amphioxiformes; Branchiostomatidae.